AUAUACGGAUAAUUAUAUACGGAUUAAAUCGGUAUGUAAUAAACGUAUUAUAUACGGAUAUUUUAUACGGAUAUUGGGAAACCCGUUAUAUACGGAUAAAUCCGUAUAUAAUUGAAGAAAUCAUUAUAUACGGAAAAUCCGUAUAUAAGAGUUGUAUGUAAUUUUGGCUCUUUUGCGCGGGAUGCUUUUCCCCUCUCACUCUCGAAAAAAAUUCAUUCUUUGAAAAAGAAUUAAAAAUUUCUGACUGAACUUUCAUUCCCGAACCUCUCCCUUUUCCUCUUCGCGAACCUUCAUUCUUGCACUUCUGCACUGAACUUCUUCACUGUCAGUCCCGCACCUCUUCUGUUCUCCCUCUCUGUCUUCGACUUCUUUCUUCCGCAUCAGUGUUUGGUCGUGUGUUUUGCCAUCGCGAGUUGUGUGGAUUCAGAUUUCAUCUGUCGAACGCGGUUGGUUUCUUCGAACUGGAAGCUCGAGUUGUGGUUACUUCUUGCUCGUUGUUUGAAAUUGCAAUUUUGGAAAGCCUAGGUUGGUUUCUUGGAAGUGGAAGAGAUAAGCUCGUGCUGCAAUUGCCUUCUGCACUUGGAUGUGUGCACCUGUGGAAGAGAUUUAUUGACAUAUUUUCUGGAAUUCAUGUUUAUCCAGCCUCUUCAAACCAAGUUUUAAGUACUAAACUUAGCUGAAGAUCUUGGCAGGAGAUUGUUAGCUGUAUUCGAUACUCCUAGAGAAUAUGGCAUCAGAUGGUUGUGACCCUCCUAUUCCACCUUUAGCAAAAUCAGAUAAGGAGAAGGGCAAGAAGAAAUCUUAUAUGGUGAAGUUGUUAAAUCGUUUCAAUAAUGUAAAUGCUUCAAGUAGUCAACCAUCUACACCUACCUCUACCUCCACUGCUAGAUUUGUUCCACCACCAUUACAAGUUCCUGGUUUGACACCUACUGCACCAUCAAUUCCACCUUCGUUGGAAGUUCCUGCCUUCACACCUAGUCCACAACAAUUUGCUGCUGAUCAAUGGAGAUCACCCUCCCCCCAUGUUGGUUCUAACCCAACAACUCCCACAAAUAUGCCAUCACCACCUCCUAUAGGGGAUAACCCUCCACAUUCAAGUUCAGCAGCCAAUGACUUUGAAGAUGUUUCCAACAAUCGUCCAAUCAUUACACCUAUUGGAGGAGGGUUUUAUCCAACAAAAACAGCAUCCAAAGCAAUCACAGCCACCAUCAAGCAACAGUUUGAUGAGCCAUGGGUGACAUGGGGAAAUAUACCUCAGACACAAAGAGAUGUUUUCUUUGAGCGUUUUAGGAGGAAGGUUUCAUGGAGGUCUAACCAUGAAGAAAAGGUGAAAAAAAAUUUCCACACCAAAGCAUCUCAUAGAUUAUCUGAGAUGUUUAAAAAGGCUCGAACAGAAGGAAAAAAACCUAAUUGGAUGGGGGAUAUUGUUUGGAAUGGUCUUUUGGAGAAGUGGAACAUGCCACUUUAUAGACAACAAUGUGAAACGGCCAAAAAGAAUAGGACAUCUGAUAAGGGUGGUUGUUUGCACACUGGGGGAUCCAUUAGCGUGCAUGAGCAUGCAAUUCGUCUGUCACAGGAGCUUGGUCGGUCAGUACAUGUUGAUGAAAUAUUUCAGCAAACACAUAUUCGAGCAUCAACAGGACAAUUUGUAGAUGAAAGGUCUAGGCGGACACAUGAAGAGUUUGAAGCAAAAUUUUCUCAAAUAAGAUCUGAGACAGCAUCUGUUGGUGCUUCAGCAUGUUCUCCCCUAGACCCUGCAGAUGAGGAAAGAUUGAGGAACCAAUGUUGGUUGGACGUUGUUGGUGGAAGGUACAAGGGACGCGUAUACGGCAUCGGAAAUGUCAGUGCUCAAGAUGACUGUGUUGAUAGUUACAUACAACAGACACAGGCAUCUUCUUCUCAGCAACCGAUGGCAGACGACAUUUCUAACCUCCACACACGACUAUCAACCCAUGAUGACCAACUUCGACAGAUGAACUCUCAAUUGCAAGGCUUUAUUGGCGUCAUAAUGCAGUACCUUCCGCCUCCUGCAGUCGCAAUUGCACAACAAUAUUUUCAAUCCCAAAAUCAGCCACAACCUAAUGUUCAACCACAGCAACCACAACAAGCACAGCAACCACAGCAAGCACAGCAACCAACAGAUCAACCACAAGAUGAUAAUGUUUAUGGAGAUUAUUAGUUAUGUUCUUAGAAGUAGGGCAUCUAUGACUCAAACUUAUUCCCUCAAGAACUUAUUUCAUCUUAUUUGAACUUAUUAUAAUUCACAAUUAUGUAAACAUUCUUAUUAGGAUUAUUAAUGUGAAACGCUUGUUUGUCGGCU
Messenger RNA from Vigna angularis (adzuki bean), 2320 nucleotides. RefSeq lists its product as uncharacterized. The record is from RefSeq and is a predicted model, not a curated record. The transcript has 9 exons. Bases 728 to 2179 code for a protein of 483 amino acids. NCBI's taxonomy places the organism in Eukaryota, Viridiplantae, Streptophyta, Magnoliopsida, Fabales, Fabaceae.